CUAAUUUUAAUAACGACAAACCAGAAGUGGGCGAAAAGUUUGAAUAUAUGAAAGAUGUUAGUCGGGUCAUGUCAGCGUCAAGUACUCAAUCGCCACAAACUAAAAUUUAUUUAGCUAAAAAUAGUGGUGGAAUACAAAAACGUGCGUUCGUACCAACAGUGCUAAAGCCUUUCAAAUUUUAUACUGAAUCGCGGGACAAUAACUCUCCUAAUAAAGAAAAUUCCCCAAACCCACCAUUUAUUCCAUUAGCUUACGGUGUGCAACAAUUUUUAGAAAGUCCAACCAGAUUCGAUGCUAAGACUGGUAAAUUACGUUCAAAUACCUUAACUGUACCGAAAUCUCCGUACUUGCGCACUAAAUAUAGGUCUAAACCCACUACUAUAUUACCUUCACCAACACAUGUCAUUAAAGCUAAUCCCGUACCCGAUUAUAAAGAACCAUAUAGACCGGUGAUUGAACACCGGCUAAUCGAAUUACCAAUGUUUAGUUUACCUGGUGAGGAAAUUUCCAAGAGGAAAUCACAAGAAAUUGAAGAAAGGAUUCGUCAAGAAAAUGAGAAAAUGGAAAAGAUGCGUGAAUUUAAAGCGCAACCACUUCCUACUGGUUUCCAUAAUUGUCCUACACGUCCUUAUUAUUCACCAACUCACCCAAAACCAUUUGCAUUGUUAACUAAUGAUCGUGGAGAAAAAUAUCAAAGAGAAUUUUAUGAGAAAGUGAGAAAAGAGCAGGAAUAUUACAAAGAAAAUCGAUUCCAUGCACAACCUCUCCCCAAUUUUAAGCGUGAAGUUCCUAGAAAACCUGAAUGUCCUCCACCAACAGAACCAAUUGGUUUUUUCUUUUUUACUGAUACUCGUAUGGAAGAACGUCAUAUUUUUGACGAACACAGAAGAUUCCGAGAGAAGGAAGCUGAGGAACAAAGAUUGGCAGAGAUCAGGGAGAAAGAGAUACGCAAUGCGGAGGAAAUCCGUCGGUUAAGAGCAAAUUUAGUUCAUCACGCUCAACCUAUUCGAUAUUAUACACCGAUAAAUAUAAAACCAUCGAAUAAAAAACCGACAAGACCAAUUUCUCCCAUGAUCGGUGAAAAACGACGUAAAUAUAGAGAUUCACUAUCUAAGCACGUCUGAAAUCUGUGUCCGCAUAUGCUGCCACAAUCCACAGAUCUUGACUUGUGUGACGUGAUUUUUUAGUUCUUUGAUUUUUUUCCUCUUAAUUCUUAUUUUUAUUAUCUUAUUCUAUUCAUUAUCUAUAUUUAUGUUUUUGUUUUUCUAGUUUCUGUCUCUUUAAUCUUUUUCAUCUUUACAAUUCCUCUGCUUUUUAUUACUCUUUUUUAAAUCUGCU
Molecule: messenger RNA, 1338 nt
Organism: Rhizophagus irregularis DAOM 181602=DAOM 197198
Lineage: Eukaryota; Fungi; Glomeromycota; Glomeromycetes; Glomerales; Glomeraceae
Biological process (GO): activation of protein kinase activity; regulation of mitotic spindle organization
Cellular component (GO): microtubule; spindle
Source: RefSeq, a predicted model, not a curated record